Molecule: messenger RNA, 1783 nt
Organism: Odontomachus brunneus
Lineage: Eukaryota; Metazoa; Arthropoda; Insecta; Hymenoptera; Formicidae
Product: carbonic anhydrase 1-like
Exons: 5
Coding region: 564-1517 (317 amino acids)
Cellular component (GO): cytoplasm
Molecular function (GO): carbonate dehydratase activity; zinc ion binding
Source: RefSeq, a predicted model, not a curated record
UUUUCUCCUUGUGCAAAACGUAAAUAAAUUAUAUUUACUUUAUUAGAUAAACACCCGUGUAAAACACAUUUAUUUUUAAGUAAAUGUGUGUAGAAAAAGCAAUCUUAAUAAAUUUGUUACAGCUACUGAAUGAAGUGUUUGUUGAACACAUAAUUAUUAUUGACUUACGUGAUCGUGUGCUUCUGGAUUUGGAUGUCAUUUGUACAUCACAAUUUCGAAAUUCCGCACGUAAAUGAUGAAAUGAAAUUAAGUGUUUAUUGCUUUUAAACGGGACAUGUUACAUUUCAUUGGAUAUUGCAAUCCAUCUCUUCGCGCUCCCUUCAUACUGUCUUUGCAAGUUGAAGUGAGUUUCACCGAUUUUCGAGAUUAAGUAAACCGUCAUUUGACGUUCCAUGCCGUUUCAUACUUAUAUGAAAGUAUUUUUGACAGAAAUUGUUACGUCGCGAAAUGCACGAGAAAUUCUAAAGUGCACUGUUGCUUGUAAGCAUACGUACGCAUACAUAUGCAUAAAAAUUAGUAGUAUCAGCGAUUUUAUACGGUUUCGAUGAGGAACUCGAAAUUACAUGUGUGACUUGAAUUGCAUUAUGACAAAAAUGGACAAUUCAGACUAUAUGAUAGUGGUUUGCUGCGUCCUUCUUUCAAUAUUUCUGCUAUUCGAAAUCGUGGAAUGGAUAUUCAAAGUAUUCACAUGGACGGAUAACGAUGUGUGUCUCCCUCCCACUUUUUCGUUCGGAUACGCUCACAAGAAUGGUCCACAUACUUGGAAAGAUCUAUAUCCUGAAAGCGCCGGUAGCAAUCAGUCACCCAUCAAUAUCACCACCAGAUACGCAAUUGUAGUACAACCAUCCGAACCGCUUCGAUGGAUCAAUUAUAAUAGCGUCCCUCUGUCAACGACCCUUUCAAAUGAUGGGCAUACUGUAAUACUUCGGGGAUUUUGGGAUCAAUCCUCAUGGCCUCAGCUUCAAGGAGGGCCUUUAUCCGAUAAAUAUGAUUUCUUUAACAUACUCUUUCACUGGGGCCCUUCCAACCAAGAGGGCAGCGAACACACUUUGGAUUACAUACGUUAUCCCAUGGAAUUGCAAGUUAUUCAUAUGAAGCACGGACUUAAGUCGCCAAAAGACGCGAUCAUAUUGGGAGCGAGGGACGGAAUAGUGAUAGUUUCAUUCUUCCUCCAAAUAAACGCUAUGGAUAAUCCUUAUCUGGAUCAUAUCGUGAGUAAUUUGUGGAAAAUUUCCAAUCCAAGCCAUUACAAAACCAACAUACCGCCUUUCCCAUUGGAAUGGAUUUUUGCACCUUUCGACAGAGAUUACUAUACGUACAGCGGUUCUCUCAGUCAACCUCCUUGCAACGAAGUCGUCACCUGGAUUAUCCAAAAAGAACCGAUCGUUAUAUCUGCGUUGCAAGUGGAAAAAUUUCGAGAAAUCUGUUCAGUAGAUGGCCCAUUACUUCUAAACUGUCGACCAGUUCAACCGCUAAACGAACGGGAUGUUUACUUUUACGAAGAAAGCAAGUUGUAAUAGGUCAGUAUUUCUUUCUUUUAUUUUUUAAUUUUUACGUACAAAUUAAUUUGCUGUUGUAAAUUUUUGUGUGGUGCACUGCGUACGUAAACGCUGUUUCCUUUUAUUUGUAUAUUAAUUUCGGCAAAAUAUCGGCAAAUUUUAGUCCUACAAUAUAUAAUUUCAAAUUUAAAUGGAAUUCUCGACAUUAAUUAUUAAUUUGACCAACAGUGAUACAAUAUUAAUUGCGUUGUAUAUAUUGCGGCUUGUAAUAAUGUAAAAUGAAU